GCAACAGCGCAGAUGUAAAUUUUAAAUGACAAUUAAAUGGCUGGUUAAAUAGAAUUAUGUUCCAAAUAACAAUAUAUUUAUUUAAUAAUUUGAAGUAAACAAUAAAAUUUCAUUAUAGAAUUCUCCAUUUUAUGUGAACAGUUGUUGCACAAUGCAAUAAAACUUAUAAUUUCACCUAUUAGUGGAUUUGAAACACUAUGCAUGAGCAGAAUAUUUCAUUUGCUAGUAUUGAAGAAGAAAAAGAUUAUUACAAGGCAUUAGCUAUUGAAUAUGAAAAAAAAUAUGAAGAAACAAGAUUAGAGCUUGAAGAAUUUCAGGAUAGUAGUCGUGAGCUUGAAGCAGAACUAGAAGCACAGUUGGAACAAACUGAUGCACGAAAUAGGGAGCUAAAAAGUCUUUCUGCUCGUCUUCAGUUGGAAUGUGAUUCCUUAAAAGAUAAGUUACAAAAAACACAACAUGACAGUCAGAGUCAAAUUGCUGACUUAGAAGAUGAAUUAUCUCGUGUGAAAGCCACACGAGAUGAUUUACAGAAAUAUAUUCGAGAACUUGAGCAAUUAAAUGAUGAUUUAGAGAGAGCAAAAAGAGCUGCAGUUUCUUCUUUGGAAGAUUUUGAAUCGAGAUUAAACCAGGCCAUUGAAAGAAAUGCCUUUUUAGAAAGUGAGCUUGAUGAGAAAGAAGCCUUGAAAGUCACAGUUCAAAGACUCAAAGAUGAAUCAAGAGAUUUGAGGCAAGAGAUGGUUGCUCAUCAAAGGCCAGUAUAUGAAAGAACUUUCAGUGAAGAUAAACCGGACCAUGUUAAAGUUGUUGUGGAUUCUAACAAAAUAAAAUCAGAGCUGGAGAAUCUGCCAGAGGUUCCAACAAAACGUCUCAGCCAACUGAGCUCCUCCUCACCACUUACUCCGUCAUCACGAAUAUCAGCUUUAAAUAUAGUAGGAGAUCUACUGAGGAAAGUUGGGGCAUUGGAGUCCAAACUAGCCUCUUGCCGAGCCUAUGUAAAAGAAAACUCUCCAAAAUCGGAAAAAGAAGAAUUUGAAAAGAACUCUUCAGUGCAAUCAAAGCACUUAGUCAACAAAGGAUCAUCUCUUUCCAGUCAAGAUUGCAUCAGCUUGACUGCAUGAGUAAUCUCUGUCCCUUUAGAUUUGAUGUGCAUUUAUUUUAGUUAAAUAACUGAUCCACCCACAAAAGAAAAAUAAUCCUGUCACUUUUUAGUGAAUUAAAAUGUUUUCAUCAAAAGCUUGUGCUAUUUCAGAAUUGAAGAAAUCUUGUAUUCAAUGAAGACAAAAAUUUAGGAAAUUCUGAUAGUUAUUGGCUAAGAAAAGAAUUGUUACAAAUUAUAUAAUAUUAUAAAGUAAAAAUGUCUUAUCCAUUUUAUUUGCUUUUAAAGACAAGAAUAAUGUAUUGCUAUUG
Molecule: messenger RNA, 1407 nt
Organism: Argiope bruennichi
Lineage: Eukaryota; Metazoa; Arthropoda; Arachnida; Araneae; Araneidae
Product: nuclear distribution protein nudE homolog 1-B-like
Exons: 10
Coding region: 198-1118 (306 amino acids)
Biological process (GO): chromosome segregation; mitotic centrosome separation; vesicle transport along microtubule
Cellular component (GO): kinesin complex; centrosome; kinetochore
Molecular function (GO): microtubule binding
Source: RefSeq, a predicted model, not a curated record